AUGACGGCCUUCUUGAAGAAGACGGCCCUCAACUACCCCGAUAUUACGUAUCUGUACUCUGCCGGCAAGAGUGUAGAGGGAAGAGAUCUGUGGGUAUUGAUCGUCUCCGACAAGCCACGCGAGCACGAGCUGCUCGAGCCGGAGGUCAAGAUAGUUGCCAAUAUGCAUGGCAAUGAGGUAGUCGGCCGAGAAGCGUGCAUCUAUCUGAUCGACAUCUUCACAAGAAAUUACGGGAAAAAUGAGUGGAUCACGAGAUAUAUCAACGACACGAGACUACACCUAAUGCUGUCGAUGAACCCGGAUGGCCACGAAAAGGGCAUUGCCGGCGAUAGAAUGGGGUAUACGGGCCGAGAAAACGCGCACGGCAUCGACUUGAACAGGAACUUUCCGGCACAAUACCCCGAACAUAUCGAAAUGUCCGGUGGUAAAGAGCCGGAGCCAGAAACCGUGGCCGUGAUGAAAUGGCUUCAACAGUACCCGUUUGUACUAUCGACGAAUCUUCACGGCGGUUCCCUGGUGGCCAACUACCCGUGGGACGACUCGGUGACGGGCAGGGAUGGCGAGUAUACACCCACCAAGGAUGACGUCCUGUUCGUCGGUCUGGCCUACAGAUACGCGAGGGCCCAUCCGAACAUGUGGAAAACCGGAAGGAGAUGUGGGCUUCAAGUGGAUGGGGACACAUUUUUGAAUGGAAUUACAAAUGGGGCCGGAUGGUACCACCUUGCGGGCGGGAUGCAAGAUUGGCAAUAUAUGCACACGAACUCGUUGGAGAUUACGAUCGAGAUGGGGUGCUUCAAGUUCCCUUCCAACGAUAUGUUACCCAAACUGUGGUCGGAUCAUGAGUACGCGCUGCUGUCAUUCUUGGAGAUGGCUCAUAUUGGUGUUAAGGGGGUUGUUAAGGAUGAGUACGGUAAGCCGGUGGCCAACGCUACCGUAUCCGUGGAAAAUGGCAAGGAGAUGAAGACGACCAGUGACGGCGAAUACUGGAGAAUUUUGGCCCCUGGAGACCAUGAGAUGAGGCUGGUGAUUAAUGGCACGCUACUCGUCAAGAAUAUCACAUUGGCUGCCUGUGGGAAAAACGAGGACUCGAAACCGAUCAUCCGGCGAGGGCGCGGCUCUGUCAGAAUCGCGAUCGUUGGAGUUAACGAGAAGGCGUCAAAGAUCCUGCGUCAAAUGGCCGCCGAUUCGUGCACGGAUGAGACGUAUCUUGCGGAUGAUUUAUCCCUUAUCAUCGUCCCGGAUGGGAUAAAUCUACAGAAUAAAGCCAGGAUAAUCCACGACGAGUACCCGGCAGCUGUAUUGGCCGUAGCCGACGGGACGCUGGAAAGUGUAGUUUAUAGCGCUGGGGAAAAGGUUCCGAAAAUUUUCCACAAAGAAGCCCUGGAGCGGUCGCUGAAUAAGGAGCUAGGAGGAGGAGUGAAAUGUGCAGAAUCGAACCACCCGUUAUUAUCAAGCGAGGUGGCCAAACUGCUCGAUGAUCUCCAAGUUCCCGCCGCCUUUCAGGUUGGCGUUGGCCUCGGCUGUGACGCUGAUGCAGUCCAAAAACAGGGAGCAGCCGUAGCUGGUAUUGCAAAGAUGCUGGAAAAGAUUCUGACCCGCGAUGCCGUCUCCGAAUUCAGCAUCCGCCCAUCCGUCAGCCCGGCCGACCACUUUUCGGCUAGUGAAGCGAUGCAAGCAACUUCUGCCGCAAUCCCAGUACUAGAAGAUGAGAGGGGAUGCUCGAAGAGGGUCGAUUUGCCGAACCUUCGAAUGACACAAAUGGGCACUGGCCUCCCACCAUAUACCCUGGUUAUGGCCAUCGAAAAGAAAACGGAGGCUCUAGUCUACGAGAUGGCGUCGUCGUUCUGCGAUUCCGGAGCGGCUGAUGUACAAAAUAUCUUGAAACGCUCGACCCUCCUCUUCAUGCCAGAAAUCCCUCACACUCAGCUGAGCUGCCACGACUACGCUACUUUAGUGCCUUUUGAACAACUACUGGCUACUGUCGUUGGACUCCUUCCUGAGAUUGAUCUUAUCAUGAUGUUUGGAACUGGAGGAAUGAAGGUACGCUAUAUCAACCAAACAUCAUCAAUCGCCGGCACGAUCGCUGAGAAGUACAAAUCCCUUCACAACCAUAUGGGCGGAAAAACGGACAUUUGUAGCGGAAUUCCAAGCGAACGCGACACGAUCAAGCAGUUCAGCUGGGAUGAUAGUGUCGAGUGGAGGAAGACGGAUACGAUGCUUGUCCAAACUGGCUGCUGCUACGAGAAUGGCGGUGAGAGCAAACUGUGGGCGGAGAACGAGCCGGCAAUUGUCGGAUCGCUACUGGCGAGAACGAGGGGAAUGUUGGUGCAUACGGAUGCGAGGCGUGGCUCAAUCAUUGAUUCGGUUGGGAAAGAGCGUGAGCUCGUUAAAGGCUCAAUCUUCAUCCCUCUCGCCAACGGACGCUACGUGUUCAGGCUGAAGAAGGAUGGCGAAUUCUGGACAGACGUCUCCGCGGAGAUCUCUGACGCUAUCCCAUUCCAUAUCCGAGAAAUCGGCGCUCGUGGCGGGAUGAAUUUGGCGUUGAUUGCGAUGUUCGCCCUGGUGCUGCUGUUGAUUUGCUGCUUCAUCGUACGCGGCCGAUUCGUCGGGUUCUUCAACCGGAAGGGAUUGUUCCCAGGUGGAAGGGGACGAGAUGGCUUUGAGCGAAUUCCCCUCUACGAACAGGACGACGACGACGAGGAUACCGUAGUCGAUAUGCACAAGUUG
Mesorhabditis spiculigera is the source of this 2727-nucleotide messenger RNA. The record is from the annotation of a GenBank genome assembly. Lineage: Eukaryota; Metazoa; Nematoda; Chromadorea; Rhabditida; Rhabditidae.